Molecule: messenger RNA, 3213 nt
Organism: Caenorhabditis angaria
Lineage: Eukaryota; Metazoa; Nematoda; Chromadorea; Rhabditida; Rhabditidae
Source: the annotation of a GenBank genome assembly
AUGAACAACAGUUCUUUGGUAGUUGAGAUGGAUGGUGAAGGCGAAUCGGCUGAUCACUAUAUUUUACCAUUGAUUUCACUUUUUGGCUUGACAGGAAAUGUUAUAUCGCUUGUCACUAUUUUUCAUUCACGUUUGAGAAGAGUUAGUUUAUUUUAUUUUUAGUUGCGGGGGAGAUAGAAGAACAAUUUCAAUAAAACUAAGUAAAGUGUACAUUUUUGAUUCCUGCCAGGACUGGUCGGAAUCGGAAUAUCGGAAUUCCGAAAUUCCGAAAAUCGACGUUUUUUCGGAAGUUUAGUUUAGUCGGAAGCACUUCCGAAAGAAAAACUCGGAAUUGCUUGAAUUCCGACUCUCGUUCCGACUUUUUAUUCAUUCCGACUUUUUUGUCGGAAUCACUUUCGAAAAAUUUAAGAAUAUCGGAAUAUAUGCUUUUAUAAAGAAAACUUUAUUUUAAGGCUGAAAUGAUGGUGAAAAAUGUCUUAAUAAUCGAUAAUAGACACAAAUUUGUUGUCUUUCAUAAACUAAAGAACAAGAUUCACUUUUUCGCAACUAUUUUCACUAUUAUUGUUCUGAUAACUCAUCGAAAAAUCUCGUUUUUCACUUUUUUCUGCGUAUUAGGACUUCCGAAUUUCUUUCGAAAUUCCGAAAAAAAAGUCGGAAGAAAAAAUCGGAAUUCCGAACUAUCGAACAAUUAUUCGGAAUAAAAAGUCGGAAUGCCGAAAUUCCGAAAAUAAAAUCGGGAGUGAAAAUGGGACUUCCGAAAUUCCGAAAGGUCAAUUCCGACCAGCCCUGAUUCCUGGGACGCAUAUAAAAGCGCAUUUUCUUGAGAAAAUCCCUAAUCCCGUCCGAGAGCUCACUAUCAGUGCAGUCAAAAAUCAAAAAAUUGAUUAAUUUUUAAUUUUGAGGAAGUCACGAAGUUCUAAUUAUGACGUGUGGGAAAACGUGACAAAUAUGUAUGUGUCAAGAAACUUAAUUUUGUUUUGUUGAAUUUUGUUGGCAAACUAAAGAAUAAAAAAAAACUAGGAAAGUUGUUUAACUUUUUCUCAAAUUUUUUUUAGUUUUGAGGUUUUUUCAAAAUUCAGAAAAAUAGUUAAAAAAUUAAUAAAAUAUACAUGUCAUUUCAUAUUUCAGGUUUCUGCCAACAUUUAUCUGAUCGUCUUGACUUUGGCUGACAGUGCUUUUCUCACAGCAGUUCUUGGAGUGUUUUUCAGAGUGAGUUUAUCUUCAACACUAUUUACCCUAUCCUCAUCAUUUUUCAGAUCGGUUACAAAGCCUAUGAAUAUUGUGUCGCCGUUGAAUACAUCCUUGCUGUUUCAAACUAUAUUUCAAGUUGGUCCACAGCUGCUCUCACCAUUGAAAGAUAUCUUGCAAUUGCGCAUCCAUUAACACAUAUGAAAUAUGCUCAUGUGGAUCGAGCCAAAGUUAUUCUGUGUUGGAUUCCCAUCCCAUUUAUGAUACAUUUUAUUCAGUUCUAUAUCUUGGUACCGGCUGAUGAGGGAAGAAAAUGUGAUUUGCGACCAGGAAAUUAUCAGGUGAGCUAGAAGAUAUUUUUUGUAAUGAGUAAGAGGAAAAUCACACGGUUUUAUAGUUUUUGGGAAAGAAAUUGUAGUUGAUACGUUUGCAAGAAAAAGUAGAAAAAGAAAAAAGUGUUCCAAAAAUAAUUGAGGAAAAUGUUGAUUGUGACGUGGAAAAGAUCAAAAGUUUUAGAAUAUAUUUUGCAAAAAUGUAUAUUUAACUCAACUUUUUGAAAUGAUUCCAGGUGUUCAUCCAAGUUUUCGACACAAUUCUUUGCUAUAUCCUUCCAUGUGCUAUUAUUGUUGUUCUCAAUAUUCUUGUCGCAACUCAAGUCAAAAAAUCACAAGAACAUUUCAAAGAAGACGAGGGAAAAAAUGUAUCUCGCCGAACUGGUGGAUCAUCAAGUGCUUCUGGAACAUGGACACGAAUUUUAUGGGUUAUGCCACUACUUUUUGUACUUUUGAACUCGCCAUAUUAUGCGUUUGCUCUUUUUGAGAUCAUGUUCCCUGAAGAAAAACCAUUGAGUUAUAAGAUUAUUUACAAUGCGUCGCAUUAUUUGUAUUAUUUGAAUUUUGCAAUUGAUGUUUUGGUUUAUGCUUUUUCCAGGUAAUUGUAUAGUUUUUUUAUUGGAAAGUUCAAAGUUUUUUUUUUCAGCGCAAACUUCCGUAAAACCGCUGUAAUUGCUUGGAAACGCAUACUUUGUCCUGGUUAUGUUGAACGACAAAAAGGAAAGGUUAGACAUUUUUUUGACAUGAAUCUAGAUAUUUACGGAAAUGUAUUUUUCUUUUUUGUUGAAAGAAAAUGUACUUGACAAGAAAAGGUUGAAAAAUACAUAAUUUUUUUUUUUGAAAAGGGCAUUUCAAAAAAAUAUUUACUGAAAAUGUAGUUUGUACGAGCUAAUGAAUGAGUACGUCAGCAAAAAACUGAAAACAAUUUUAAAAAUUCUCCGAAUUCUGGGAUUUUUUUUUUUUGCAAAAUAUAGGGGAAUGAACAUUGAACACAUUUGAAAAAUUCAGAGUACUAAUUUCCAAAUUUCAAAAUUUCUCAAAAAGGGAAGUUUUUCCAGAGUUGGUAUUAAAGAUUUCAAAAGCCUAGGUAUGGCUGUGAAGAUUCAAAAUUGGGGAAAAAUAAUGUGAUUUUUUUUUGUGGAAAAUCAAGUUCUCCCAUUCCAAAAAUAUCUCAAAAUAUGACUUUUUCAGACCAAAAUUUUCAUGAGAUCAAAAACCAGUUCUCCAAAAUAAAUUUCAAAAUGUUUUUACGCAAGCAAAAUUUGCACCUGUUUUCCGCGUAAAACUAUGAUAGUUCAAAACCCAAAAAUUUUGCAGACAUUCAAAAGUCUAGUUCACAAUUCAGCGGGGCCAAUAAUGCGGCUACCAGCAAACGUAUGUUGAAACAAAAAUGAUUCUACAUAGUCUAGUGUACAAAAUUAUACUGUAGUAGUCAAUUAAUUGAUCACUGUUGUUUUUUUUCGUGUUCCUCCAUUCACCUAACCCCUCGUAUUCUGGAAUGUGUGAACUUUUUUCUCACCAUUGAGACAUCUGAAUUUCAACUAAAUAUUUAUAGGUUCUGAUAACUGAUCAAACUUCUCGUUAUUCCUACCGUAUGGCUUCGGAAUUUCGAACUUCUCGCCACGCCACAACAACUACAGUACCUCUUCUAACUGAAAUUCAAGUAAAAUCUGUCGAUGCGACGCCAAUUUGA